Molecule: messenger RNA, 1701 nt
Organism: Blumeria graminis f. sp. triticale
Lineage: Eukaryota; Fungi; Ascomycota; Leotiomycetes; Helotiales; Erysiphaceae
Source: the annotation of a GenBank genome assembly
UUUGCACAAUUCACCCUCUCUUUUUUAUUCCUCCAACACCGCCACUCUUCCCGUUUCUUGGACACUCCGCUCUCGCCUGCGCCGCCUCGACACAUCAUGACGCUGCCCACUACCGUCGUCGCCCUACUUCUGGCCGGUGUGGCAUACACUAUUUCCUACAUCAUAUCACGCCUUCUCCGUGCUCGUCGCAUAAUCCGACUCUCGCGCGAGCUGCAAUGUGAGAAGCCACCAGUGCUUAAAAGUCAUUGGCCCUUAGGUAUCGAUACGCUUAUGCGCUCCAUGAAGGCAGUCGGGGAAAACCUUUACCCCACUGUCUCCAUUGAACGAACUCAGGAAAUUGGCAGUGUCACUUAUAGCUUCUCCAUCCUCGGCACUGAGAAUCUCUACACGGCCGACGAAGAGAACAUCAAAGCCAUGCUCGCCGUGCAGUUCAAGGAUUUCGAGCUUGGUGCCAUGCGUCGUGGUAACUUUUGGCCCCUUCUCGGCAACGGCAUCUUUACCCAGGACGGACCGGGUUGGGAGCAUUCUCGCGCCAUGAUGCGUCCACAAUUCGCACGCGAUCAGAUAAGCGACCUAGAUAUGGAGGAAUGCCAUGUACAGAAUAUGAUGCGAGCCCUCGAACUAUGCAUGGCCAAGGACGGUUCAGGAAUUAUUGAAGAUAUCGACUUACAGGUUCUCUUUUUCCGCCUUACCCUAGAUUCAGCAACGGAAUUCCUCUUUGGAAAGUCAGUUGAGACACAGGUCCAUCUACUCGGCCAUAAUACCAACGGCCCCAUUCCCGGCAUCGAGAAUUCCGUCCGUGCCAAAUUUGCCUUCGCCUUCGACGGAGCGCAGAAGACACUCGCCAUUCGUGCGCGUCUCGUUAAUGGAUACUGGCUCUUUUCACCACCCGGCUUCAAGGACUCGUGCAAGGUCUGUCACGACUUCAUCGAUGAAUAUGUGCAUCUCGCUCUCAACAAGGCCAAACGACUACAAGCGAAUGAUGUAGAGAAGGAUGGAGACGCCAAGGAAAAGUACCUCUUCCUAGAUGCCCUCGUCGCUCAAACCCAAGACCCGCUCGAACUACGGACACAACUUCUAAAUAUUCUCCUCGCUGGCCGCGACACGACUGCCUCCUUCCUCGGCUGGCUCUUCAUGCUUCUGGCCAAAGACGCCGGCCGCUAUCAAAAACUACGCGACAUAAUCCUCGCCGAGUUUGGCACCUACGAAAAUCCUAUCGACAUAACCUUUGCGCGAAUGAAAUCGUGCCAGUACCUACAGCAGUGUAAUAAUGAAGCUCUCCGCCUCUUCCCCGUAGUACCGGUAAAUUCACGCGUUGCCAACAAAGACACGACACUGCCGCGCGGCGGUGGCAAAGAUGGCAAGUCCAAGAUCUUCGUUCCCAAGGGCACACCAGUCGACUAUUCCGUGCAUGUGAUGCACAGACGGAAGGAUCUCUGGGGCGAAGAUGCGAAUGAGUUCAAUCCCGAGCGCUGGCAAGGCCGAAAGGUGGGAUGGGAGUUUCUUCCGUUCAAUGGGGGCCCACGAAUAUGCAUUGGGCAACAAUUCGCCCUGACCGGGGCUAGUUACGCUAUUAUACGCCUGCUCCAGAGAUUCGACUCCAUGUCGUAUCUGGGCACCGAGGCCAAAGAACUACAUAAUUUAACCUUGACGAGUUGUAAUGCAAAUGGAGUAAGGGUGAGGGCGCAUGCGGUGUGUUGA